Molecule: messenger RNA, 1995 nt
Organism: Oryza brachyantha (malo sina)
Lineage: Eukaryota; Viridiplantae; Streptophyta; Magnoliopsida; Poales; Poaceae
Product: protein NRT1/ PTR FAMILY 8.3-like
Exons: 5
Coding region: 85-1839 (584 amino acids)
Biological process (GO): oligopeptide transport; transmembrane transport
Cellular component (GO): membrane
Molecular function (GO): transmembrane transporter activity
Source: RefSeq, a predicted model, not a curated record
CGCCGAAGAAGCAAUCCAAAGCUUCCCCCUUUCUUUCUGGAGGGAACAGCAAGCCUUUCGUUCCGAGCUGAGAGAGGUGCAUUCAUGGGGUCGUCGCUGGAGGGGGAGCGGCAGAGCCUGGUAGUGCGCACGACGGAGCCGGAGGAUGUUGACGACUACACAGGUGAUGGAUCUGUGGGAUUCAGUGGCAAUCCUAUUUUGAAGCAUGAAACGGGCAAUUGGAGGGCAUGCUCACUAAUUCUUGGAACUGAAGUGUGUGAACGCUUGGCCUACUAUGGCAUCUCAAAAAGUUUGGUAACUUACCUAUCAACAAGAAUGCAUGAAGGAAAUGUCUCUGCAGCAAGGAACUUUACAACCUGGCAAGGAACUUGUUAUCUCACGCCACUUAUUGGAGCAACCUUGGCAGAUUCAUACUGGGGAAAGUACCAGACUAUAGCUGUUUUCUCAACAAUUUACUUUCUGGGAAUGGCAGCAUUGACACUUUCAGCAUUGAUUCCUUCUCUUCAGCCACCUCAAUGUAUUGGUUCCUUUUGUCCACAACCAACCAUGCCUCAGUAUCUGAUAUACUUCGUUGGAUUAUACAUGAUUGCAUUAGGGUCUGGAGGUAUUAAGCCGUGUGUUUCAUCCUUUGGUGCUGAUCAAUUUGAUGACACCGAUCCAGCUGAGAGAACAAAGAAGGGUGCUUUCUUCAAUUGGUUUUAUUUCGCCAUAAACAUUGGUUCUCUGAUAUCAGGCACUGUUCUUAUUUGGGUACAACAAAACUGUGGAUACGGAAUUGGAUUUGGAAUCCCAACUGUCUUCAUUGCCUUUGCUGUCGGAAGUUUUUUCAUAGGUUCACAGAUUUAUAGAUAUCAGAUACCUGCAGGAAGCCCCCUUAUAAGAGUAUGUCAGGUGGUUAUUGCAGCCAUGCGCAAGCGAAAUGUUGACUUGCCGGUUGAUAGUUCUCUUCUCUAUGAGCUUCAUGGUAAGACUUCAGCUAUUGAGGGGAGUCGUAAGCUGGAACAUAGUAGUGAAUUCAGUUUCUUUGACAAAGCUGCCAUCAUUUCAUGGAAUGAACGUGGUGGUUCUCAUGAUCCUUGGAGACUCUGUACUAUCACACAAGUUGAAGAGCUCAAAAUAUUACUGAGGAUGUUUCCAAUCUGGGCAACUGGCAUUGUUUUCUUCACUGUGUGUGCUCAAAAUUCAUCGAUGUUUAUAGAACAAGGGAUGGCCCUCGACAACCAAAUUGGAUCUUUUAAAAUUCCACCAGCCACCCUGUCAUCCUUGGAUGUUAUCAGCAUCGUUGUUUGGGUCCCAAUCUAUGAGAGUUUCGUUGUGCCAAUAGCAAGUAGAUUGACGGGUAAAGAGAGGGGCUUCUCAGAACUUCAACGAAUGGGAAUUGGUCUGUUUGUGUCUACUACUGCAGUGGCAGCGGCAGCAUUGGUUGAGCUUAAGCGUCUGGAGAUUGCAAGGUCAGAGGAUCUGAUCCAUCAUAAGGUACCUGUUCCCAUGAGCAUUCUUUGGCAAGCACCUCAAUACUUGUUGAUUGGUAUCGGUGAAGUGUUCACAUCCAUUGGUCAAGCCGAGUUCUUCUACAAUCAGUCUCCAGAUUCCAUGAGAAGUUUGGGCUCCGCUUUUGCUCUGGUUACUGUGUCGCUUGGGAGUUAUCUUAGUUCAUUCAUACUGACCCUGGUUUCAUAUUUUACGAGUCGAGGUGAUAAUCCGGGGUGGGUUCCUGAUAACUUAAAUGAAGGCCAUCUUGACCGCUUUUUCUGGCUCAUAGCUGGCCUCAGCUUUUUUAACCUUCUUCUUUUCAUCCACUAUGCCCGGCAAUACAAGUGCAAAACAGCAACAAUUUAAUUUCAGCAUUCAGAGAGCAAUAUUACUUGGACAAAGGAAUUUACUGUGCAGCAAAUUGUAUGUGUAUAUUCUAUCUAAAGAUACUGUAUAGUCUCUUGCAUAAUGUAUGCUGUUCUCCUCAAUGGUUACUGGUACAUGAUAUUACUUGGAGAAUGG